GUCAGUUAGGGGCGUGCAAGAUCUGUACGGGCCUCUUUCUGUCAGCUUUGUGCUCAUCACUCAAAACCUCACUUAUUUUACAAAUAUCAUGUUUAGUGUUAAAUCAUGCUGGAGUAUCACAAUGUAUGCCGAGAGCUUCAUUAAACUCACCCGUGGGGAAGUAAUGGAUGAGUUCAGAAAUGGAAUGUCCCCUUGAAUCUCCAUUGCUGUCCCAAGCAUCUUCAGUCCCUGCCACUUUCUCUGCACCUACUUCAUCCAGUAGCCACACCCAUUUAACUAUGACCCCGCCCCCACACAUUGCUUCUCAGACAGGUCGAUCCCAGCUAAAUGCAGCCAGCAAUAUUCACAGUGGCUUCCCAGGACAGUCAUCUUUUCCUCAUCAAGGGGAAACCCCAGAGGAGCUAAGCAUUGACGAGCUUAAACAGAGGGCUAAAAUUGGAGAUGCCAAGGCACAGACGGAGAUUGGUAGGUAUUACUUGAGAGUAGCAGAACAAGAAGAUGAAGAGAUAAACGAUGUUACUGCAGUAACAUGGCUGCUUCAGGCAGCCAAAAAUGGCCGUAAAGAUGCAGUGAAACUUCUGCAGCGGUGCCUGCAUGAGAAGAGGGGCAUCACAGCUGAAAACAGGGAUGAAGUGCGCUCCCUGGCCUGCGAGUCUCGCUUUGAGCGCAGUGUCAGGAAAGCAGCUCUGCUUAUGUACUGGAAACUUAAUCCAGAGAGAAAGAGAAAGAUAACUCCCUCUGAACUUCUAGAAAACAUGAGCCAACUCAACGAUGAGACUGAUGGCGCUUCAAGCAGCCCUCUUUCAAGCCCAUUACAAAAACAAAGAAAGGUUUUGGAGAGUUUGGUCUCAAAAGAUGGGGUUGACUAUGUGGGUGUAGAAGAGUUUGUUGAGAACACUAAGCAAUAUGCUCAGGGAAUUUCACCAACACCUGUCAUGGAAGGGGUGGCAGGUGAUGAUGAUGAUGAUGACGAAGAGCCAAUAAAAAACCCAAAUGAACUGCCUUUGCAUCAAAAGGUGUUGAAGUUUCCCCUUCAGGCAGUGCUGGAGGUGAAAGAAGUCUUGAUUGACUGGGCGUCGCGUGCGGGCAUGCAAUGGAUUAGCGCCCUCAUACCCACUCAUCACGUCAACACCCUGAUCUUUUUCUUCAUCAUCUCCAAUCUUACCUUGGAGUUCUUCGUCCUUGUCAUACCUCUCAUGAUAUUCUACCUCUCCUUUUUCUCAAUGGUAAUCUGUACGCUCAGAGUCUUCCAAAACAGCAAGGCAUGGGAGAACUUCCGAGCAUUAACUGCAAUGUUGGCUCAUUUCGAGCCAGGGAUAGACCUCGAGCAGGCAGAGUCCAACUUCACAUGGAACCACUUAGAGCCGUAUCUCUACUUCCUCCUCUCUGCACUAUUCCUCAUCGUAUCGUUUCCUUUAGCGGAUAAUUCCUGGCUGCCAUGUUCUGAACUGGCCACAGUUGCAGUCUUCUUCACUGUAAGCAGCUACUUAAGUCUAAGACCAGCAGCACAGCAACAGGCCAAAUUUGCUUUGCUGUCCCAGGUUGCAUCAGCCCUUUGCACCUUCAUCAGUCUGCUGGUGGGAGGCUGGUUGGGCCGUAUAGUUGGUGGUGCUUGGUUAUCCAUACGCCUGGGUGACUUCUUGGUACUGCACUUGGGAGUGCCUUGUAUUUUGUAUCUCUACCUCCUGUACCUCUGUACCAAUAUGGCCACAGCAGGUGGGGUUCGUGGCUCCUACUGUGUGCUGCUGCCCUACCUAGUGUGCUUUAUCUGGUGUGAGCUGUCUGUCAAACUAUUGGUAGAGUCCACAGCUUUGGGACUGAUGCGCACAGCUGUGGGAUACCUCCUUUUCUUUUUUGCCUUGCCAGUGGUGUCACUGGGUCUAGCAGCUGUACUCCUAGUGCAGAUUGUGCAAUGGUUCCUCGCCCUGGAACUGCCAAAAAUGGUUGUAACUGUGUGUGUUUGUGUGCUGCCUGUCCUGCUGCGAUGGUGGACGCGUUUUAGCGUGUCGCCUCUGGCAGUGUUGCGCUCAUUGCAGAGUAGCAGCGUGGUAAAGUUGAUCCUUGUGUGGAUCUCAGCUCUGGUGCUCUUUAGCUGGUUCUACGUGUACCGUUCAGAGGGAAUGAAGGUUUACAACUCCACUCUGACGUGGCAGCAGUACAGUGACAUGUGCGGCCCACGUGCAUGGAAAGAGCGCAACAUGGCUCAUGCCCAGAUCCUUUGCAGCCACCUGGAGGGCCACCGCGUUACGUGGGAAGGCCGGUUUAAGUACAUUCGGGUCACUGAGAUUGAGAACGGUGCGCAGGCUGUCAUCAACCUCCUGCCGGUAUUUAUAGCAGAUUGGGUCCGCUGUCUUUAUGGGGAGGAGUACCCUGCCUGCGACACAACUGAGUUGGGGCCCACUGAACCACUAUGUCAGCUCAAGAGCCUUGCAAAGCACAAGUGCCAUGUCAAACGUUUUGACCACUACAAGUUUGAAGUGACUUUGGGGAUGCCGCAAGAGAAAAAGGGACGUAAUGAUAUUGAAGAUGCAACCAAAGACAUUGUGCUGAGGGCUAGUCACGAAUUUCGACGUGUUUUACUGGGGCUCAGUUCAGGCAGCGUUGUGGAGUUCAGUACAGUACUCGAAGGCAGACUGGGAAGCAAAUGGCCAGUGUUUGAGCUCAAAGCGCUGCAUUGCAAGACCUGUGCUUCGCCACUCAUACCAAUACAACGGCAGGUCAAGAUAGAGCAUGACUGGACGGUUAACGCUAGAAAUGCCAUUGCAUUCGCCUUCAAUUUUCUAUUCCACCCCCUGCUCUCGAUUGAGGUGGAGGGGGCUUAUACAGAAGUAUGAAACUGGUUUUCUGAUGAACAGAGGACUUUGGAAUACACUGCAGUAUUAAACAGGAAUUUGAAGUGCAGGGAGUCAAGGAGAGGGCAAAUGUACUUGUUUUUGUUUGAUGAAAGUAGCAUCAGAGGCAAAUAAGCUGUCAUGACAAUGAACUAACAGAGAAGGAUCUGCUGGAGGAACCAGACAAACAGGGAACACUACGAUCCCAGAACUGUUUUCACAAAACUGAUGUCACUGCUAAUGAAUUUCAUGUUAAACAUAGGGAAAUGCAUAAUUAUAUGAUUGACUUUAAAUAUAGUGAAUAGGUUUCAUAUACUUAAUUUGCUUUUAUUAGUAAGAGUUUUGAUGACGUGUGGGUAUGUAUAUGUAUUUCAUUUGUGCCUUAGAUGUUUUUUAAGGUAAAAAUUGGUAAAUAGGGUAUAAUUGCUGAAAAUGUAAGGUAUAUAGCAUAAUUCUGAAUCUGUGAAAAUAAUGUGUGGUACAUGUUUUUCUAAAAACUGAGACAAGGUCUUACUGGCAUUGAAAUCUCUAGGUCUAUCUGGCAACUGAUUAGACAAAUCUUUAAUGGGCUGUGACUACAUCGAAAGCAUUGCACAAUAUUAAAGCAUUAUAUGUUGUGAUUGAA
Messenger RNA from Triplophysa dalaica, 3456 nucleotides. It is a transcript of the gene wfs1b, whose product is annotated as Wolfram syndrome 1b (wolframin). NCBI's taxonomy places the organism in Eukaryota, Metazoa, Chordata, Actinopteri, Cypriniformes, Nemacheilidae. The record is from RefSeq and is a predicted model, not a curated record. Gene Ontology annotation, cellular component: endoplasmic reticulum membrane; endoplasmic reticulum. Bases 168 to 2834 code for a protein of 888 amino acids. The transcript is spliced from 8 exons. Gene Ontology annotation, biological process: endoplasmic reticulum unfolded protein response; calcium ion homeostasis. Gene Ontology annotation, molecular function: protein binding.